This is a messenger RNA of Emys orbicularis (European pond turtle), 1428 nucleotides long. RefSeq names its product mitogen-activated protein kinase 10 (gene MAPK10). Gene Ontology annotation, molecular function: ATP binding; JUN kinase activity. The record is from RefSeq and is a predicted model, not a curated record. NCBI's taxonomy places the organism in Eukaryota, Metazoa, Chordata, Testudines, Emydidae. Bases 1 to 1428 code for a protein of 475 amino acids. Gene Ontology annotation, biological process: protein phosphorylation; JNK cascade. Gene Ontology annotation, cellular component: nucleus; cytoplasm. The transcript is spliced from 13 exons.
AUGAGCCGCCAUUUCUUGUACUACUGCAGUGAACCUACCCUGGAUGUGAAGAUUGCCUUUUGUCAGGGAUUUGGGAAACAAGUGGAUGUGUCAUAUAUUGCCAAACAUUACAACAUGAGCAAAAGCAAAGUUGACAACCAGUUCUACAGCGUGGAAGUAGGUGACUCAACCUUCACCGUUCUCAAGCGCUACCAGAACUUAAAACCUAUUGGCUCUGGUGCUCAGGGAAUAGUUUGCGCUGCAUAUGAUGCCGUCCUUGACAGAAAUGUGGCUAUUAAGAAGCUCAGCCGACCAUUUCAGAAUCAAACGCAUGCCAAACGAGCUUACAGAGAGCUGGUCCUCAUGAAGUGUGUGAACCAUAAAAAUAUUAUCAGUUUAUUAAAUGUCUUCACACCACAGAAAUCUCUGGAGGAAUUCCAGGAUGUUUACCUGGUAAUGGAAUUGAUGGAUGCCAACUUGUGCCAGGUGAUUCAGAUGGAAUUAGACCAUGAACGAAUGUCUUACCUGCUCUACCAAAUGCUGUGUGGGAUCAAGCACCUUCACUCUGCGGGAAUCAUUCACAGGGAUUUAAAACCAAGUAAUAUUGUGGUAAAGUCCGAUUGCACGUUGAAGAUUCUGGACUUUGGACUGGCCAGGACUGCAGGCACCAGCUUCAUGAUGACUCCCUAUGUGGUGACACGUUAUUACAGAGCACCAGAGGUCAUCUUGGGAAUGGGCUACAAGGAGAACGUGGAUAUAUGGUCUGUGGGAUGCAUUAUGGGAGAAAUGGUUCGCCACAAAAUCCUCUUUCCAGGAAGGGACUAUAUUGACCAGUGGAAUAAAGUAAUUGAGCAGCUGGGAACACCAUGCCCAGAAUUCAUGAAGAAGCUACAACCCACGGUGCGGAACUACGUUGAGAACCGACCUAAGUAUGCUGGUCUCACUUUCCCCAAACUUUUCCCAGACUCUCUCUUCCCAGCCGACUCAGAACACAACAAACUCAAAGCCAGCCAAGCCAGGGACCUUUUGUCAAAGAUGUUGGUGAUUGACCCAGCCAAGCGGAUAUCAGUGGAUGAAGCCUUACAGCAUCCAUACAUUAAUGUGUGGUAUGACCCUGCGGAAGUGGAGGCGUGGAGUGUUUUCUGCUCACCAGACUUAAAAAAGCCUCCUCCUCAGAUAUAUGAUAAACAGCUGGAUGAAAGAGAACAUACGAUUGAGGAAUGGAAAGAACUGAUCUACAAGGAAGUAAUGAAUUCUGAAGAAAAAACUAAAAAUGGAGUAGUAAAAGGACAGCCUUCUCCUUCAGGUGCAGCAGUGAACAGCAGCGAAAGCCUCCCUCCAUCCUCAUCUGUCAACGACAUCUCCUCCAUGUCCACUGACCAAACCCUGGCAUCUGACACCGACAGCAGCUUGGAAGCUUCUGCAGGACCCCUCGGUUGUUGCAGGUGA